Molecule: messenger RNA, 2937 nt
Organism: Coregonus sp. 'balchen'
Lineage: Eukaryota; Metazoa; Chordata; Actinopteri; Salmoniformes; Salmonidae
Source: the annotation of a GenBank genome assembly
AUGAGGCCGGAGUGGGGGGACAGUGAGAUGCCGAGGGCCCGGGGGGACGAGAUGGGGGAGUUUUUGGGGGUCAGGGGGGGCUGGCUCCUCCCCCUCCUCUCCCCACUGCCUGUUUCGCCGAUGAAGAGAGGGAAGAGGAGGGGGUGAUCCAAUGACAGGAAGAGGGAAAAGGGUGGUGAGGGGGUGGCCAAGAGGGUCAUGGGGGAGAAAGGCAGUGCGGGGGAAGAAUCUCCUGUGACCUCGUUGCCCCCCCCCUCAAACCACAGGGGGCGGAGGGCUCUGGAUUCCCUGCACUUUUCCCAACCGGUUUCGGUUUGGGGAGGUUGGAAGAGGAUGGUGGGGAGCCCAGGAUGCAGGGAACCCAGGAACCAAACACCAUUCCCGCAUCCUGGGUGGGGGAGAUGGAGGGGAGUGGGGGGGCAUCUGAGGGGGAGUCGGAGUCCCCACAGGAGGAGAUGGAGCAGGGGAGCAUCAGGUUAGCCUCCUGUUUUGUUUUUGUGUUUUGGGGUAAGACAUUUGUGAUGGGUGUAAUGUAUUAUGGCAGGGGCUAUUUUUGUUACUGUAAAUGUGAGGGGAAUAAGGGAGGAUGUUAAGAGAAGGGCGGUUUUCGGGUAUUUAGAGGAGGUGGGUUUUGAUGUUUGUUUUAUACAGGAGGUUAACCUAAGGGAUAGUGGGGAUGUUUUAAGGUUUAAGAGGGAGUGGGACAAGGGUGAGUCAGUUUGGGGCAUGGGGGGGUUCAUUCAUCGGGGGUGGAAAUAGGGAGGUGAAGGUGGAGGGCACAUUUGUGGUUAUGCAGGGUAGAGUACUGGGAGCGGAUGUCACGAUAAGAGAGAGCAGGUACAGAGUUAUUGUGGUGUAUGGGCCACAGUUGGCGGUGGGGGCAGGAGGGAGAUGGUGGACUGCUUGGCGCCGCUGUGUGCUACAAAUAGACACUUGGUGAUAGGGGAGGAUAUCAAUAUAGAUAUAGGGAGGGGGAGAGAUAGUAGUGCAGGAGCCAUUGCCAGACUAAUGGCAUGCCAUGGUCUGGUGGAUGGGGGCCUGCACACUGUUCCGACGAUGGCAUGGCCAACAUGGCGCAACUCUAGGGGGGGGUCGAGCGGAGGCUCAACUAUAUUUUCUUAUCUAGGUCUCUGGGUCAGUUUUCUGGGCGCUUUUUGCCUGUGUUCUUUUCGGACGACGACGGGGUGCUUCUGCAGUUGGGGGCACCAGUCUGCCUCUUCGGUAGGGGGUACUGGAAGUUAGAACGGGAGGUGCUGGAUGGGCAGGCUUUCGUCAAUGCUUUUGUUGAUUUUUUUAGGGGGCUUGAGGGCCUCCGGUCUAUGUGUGAGGGGGUGUUAGAGUGGUGGGAAAUAGUAAAGGUGAGGAUGAGGGGUUUUAUAAUAGGACAGUGGAAGAAGAAAAAGAGGGAGGAAAGGAGGGAGGUGGAUCAUAUCCAGAGGCUGCUAGAACUCGAGCUUGAGGCAGGCAACCUCGGCGGGUCGGUAGACUGGGAGAGAUCCACUGCCCUAAAGGCGCAGCUAAGGGAGGUGCAUGAGCGGAAGGCUCACGCUUUCCUGAUGCGUGCGCAUAGUGGUUUUAUAGAACACAACGAAACAUGUUCGGCCGUGUUCUUUAAAUCAGUAAGGGGAAGACAGAGUAGGAAGGUAAUGUAAGGGGGGUAGGGAAGAAAGCGGUAGAGUAGUGAGAGAGACGGAGGAAAUGGUCAGGGUGACCACUGACCAUUUUCAGGUUUUCUUUCAGGAAAGGGCAGUAGAUGUAGAGCAGGGAAACAUGUUUUUAGAACACCUGUCCCUGCAAUUGCCGUAGGAUAUUAGAGAAGUGAUAGAGGAUCAGAACUCCCUCGAAGAGGUUGAGAGAGCCCUCAGGAGGAUGGGAAAAGAGAAGGUGCCCGGGAUGGAUGGGCUGCCGGCUUAGUUUUACCUCAAGUUUUGGGGGAUACUUGGACCGGUAGUUCUCAAAGUCUUGAAGGCCAUCUUCGAGACGGGGGUCCCGGGGGGAUCGAUGGCCGUAGGUGUGCUGUCACUUCUUUACAAGAAGGGGGAUGCCACAGACCUUGGCAAUAGGCGGCCAUUGACCAUGCUGUGCGUAGACUACAAGCUGCUUGCGAAGGUCCUAGCAGACCGGUUGCGCACAGCCCUUCCCUACGUUGUCCACGAGGUUCAGACGUGUGGGGUAGAGGGCUGCUCUAUUAGGUGGAACCUGCAGUUGAUUAGGGACUCCAUCGCUUGGGUAGGGGAUAGAGGGCUGCCUUUAAUGGUAGCAGCGCUUGAUCAGGCAAAAGUCUUUGAUCGCGUGAAUAGAUAUUUUAUUUUCAGGGUGUUAGGUAGUUUAGGAUUUGGGAAGAAGUUUAUAGGGUGGAUCCAUACUUUAUAUGUUGGAGCGGGGUGCCGGGUUAGCGUAAACGGUCACAUGGGUGACUUUUUUGACCUCUCGUCUGGAAUAAGGCAGGGGUGCCCGCUCUCGGCCCUCCUCUUGGUUCUGUACAUAGAGCCUCUGGGGGCUGCCAUUAGGGCGGACACAGGGGUGGAGGGCUUGUUGAUCCCUGAAAGUGGUGGGCUGUAUGUUAAGUUGAUGCAGUAUGCCGACGACACUUCCUUGCUGCUUUGCAAGUGCCUGACCACGUCCCUUGUCAUUAUUGGAGAUUUCACCCGAGUGCCAGGAGCGGGUCUUAACCACGCAAAGUCUGCCGUUAAGUUCUUCAGAAGAUGGUGUGGUAGGAUGGAUGUGCCCGGGGGGUUCUCUCUCUGUAACGGGGCCCUGAAAAUUCUCGGGGUCCAUUUUGAGACCUCCGGCAUCGCAGUGGUACAGAAGAAGCUGUGGCCUCUCGCUCUGGUUAAGGGCGGGCGGGGGAAAGGAGGCCAACCUCCCCAACCCCGCCUAGCCACUAGCCUCUGCGUAAAACAAGAGACUGUUUACUGGCUCCAGGAAUCUAACACG